Messenger RNA from Olea europaea var. sylvestris, 1745 nucleotides. Its product is annotated as wall-associated receptor kinase 3-like. The coding region runs from base 346 to 1338 and encodes 330 amino acids. The transcript is spliced from 2 exons. Gene Ontology annotation, molecular function: ATP binding; protein serine/threonine kinase activity. Gene Ontology annotation, biological process: cell surface receptor signaling pathway; protein phosphorylation. The record is from RefSeq and is a predicted model, not a curated record. Gene Ontology annotation, cellular component: plasma membrane. NCBI's taxonomy places the organism in Eukaryota, Viridiplantae, Streptophyta, Magnoliopsida, Lamiales, Oleaceae.
GGGCAUUUAAUUAACAGGCACGUUCCAAGAAACUGCAGCCUUCCCCUCCAGAAGACAAGCGAUUAAAAUAUCUCUAGACAUGAAAUUUCAUAGUACGUUCCGAUUUCCCAAUCCUUCUAUAUUUUGGUUUUGUUAUGAAGGGUGCAGAAGUUUCAAACGCAAGUUGAAAACUUCCCGUAAAGAAAAUCAUUUUACAUGAACAAAUGAAUUCCAGCGCAAUACCGUAAAGAGUGUCCAACCAAAGUUACAACAAGCGCAGUUCAAUCCUGAAGCUCUUCUAAUCUUAAUUGCAGAAUCCUCGUACAGUAUAUAAGGUCGCUGCGGUUGUAGCUUAUACAAAGAAAGAUGCUAGUCUCCAACCCGAAGAACGAGCGAAGCUCCCUACCUUUCUCUGUUGCUUUAGGUCUCAUUUUUCCUGUCGUUGGAAUUUCUUGGAUAUUUUGGAGAAGCAAGAAAAUGAAAAUCGCUAAUCUAAGACGGAAGUUGUUCGUGGAAAAUGGUGGACUGAUUUUAGAAAGAAUGCAAUUAAGAAGGAAAAGUUGUACAGUUUUCACAGCAGAAGAUCUCAGCAGGGCUACAGACAACUACAAUGAAAGUAGAGUCUUCCAUAGAGAUACGAAUGAACCAGUUUACAAAGGAACUUUACUUGAAGAUGGAGUAAACAGACUGAUCACCGUAAAGAAGUGUGAAAGAAUUGAUCCAAUGCCGAUUCAGGAUUUCAUUUGUAAAUUGGUCAAUUUUUCACGUAUAGACCACAUGAAUGUGGUAAAACUGAUUGGUUGUUGUUUAGAGACACCAGCUCCAUUACUGGUUUAUGAGUUCUAUGCCGAUAUAACAUUGUAUGAUUCUAUUCAUGAUGAGUUUUCUUUUCUUCCCUGGGAACGUCGCCUUCAGAUAGCCACUGAAACUGCAAAGUCCCUUUCAUACUUGCAUUCUGGUGGCAAAACACCAAUUACUCAUGGAGACAUCAAUAGCUCCAACAUACUACUGGACCAUGGUUACACGGUAAAAGUAUCGUCCCCUUCAUUCACAGGAUUGCCGGGUACAGACGGCGAAAGGAGUGAUGUGUAUAAUUUUGGUAUUAUACUAGCGGAGCUAUUGACUGGAGAUGAGGUGCUAAACUCUAACAGGCCAAGAGGAGAAGAAUUUUUGGCUGAAUAUUUCAUUUCUGCAUUCAGAGGAGGUCGCAUAGUUGAAAUUCUUGAAGAUCGUCUGCGGAUGGGGGAUAACAUCGAGCAGCUGAACGAAGUUUCUGUGCUGACAGAGAUGUGCUUAAGAGAACGAUAUGAGGAGAGGCCUACAAUGAUUCAAGUCGUAAUGAAGCUUGAAAUGUUAUAAGUCUGGAUCUCGAAGAUUAAGCAAGGUUUAAUCAUGGCGAAAAAUGCUUGGAUGGUCGUGGAAAGGAUCAGUAUUCCAGCUCAAGAUCAGAACUUUUUUUAUUUUUCCCAUAAAACUUUCCCAAGUAUUUCAGUCGUCUUUCUUUUAUUUUUCCCAUAAAACAAUGCCAGUUGGAAAAGACAAUAAUCAUAGUAUAACUGUUUCCAUUUGAGCCAAGGUUUUAGAUUUUUAUUAUGUAUUGUGUUUUAUUGUAGAAAACACGAAGUAUGUGUAAAACAAAUGAGGGCUAACAAUGUAAUUUGUACAGUAUUUUGGAGUGUGUAUAAAUACUAUUGUAAGCCCUAAAUCAAAAAGAGGAGAAUUAUAUAUGAAAUCUUGCAGAAAGAGAAAUAGUUCUGUUACUUCCU